Messenger RNA from Manis pentadactyla (Chinese pangolin), 1143 nucleotides. RefSeq names its product melanoma-associated antigen 10-like. Gene Ontology annotation, cellular component: nucleus. Lineage: Eukaryota; Metazoa; Chordata; Mammalia; Pholidota; Manidae. The coding region runs from base 1 to 1143 and encodes 380 amino acids. Gene Ontology annotation, biological process: negative regulation of transcription by RNA polymerase II. The transcript is spliced from 3 exons. The record is from RefSeq and is a predicted model, not a curated record.
AUGCGCGCCAGGACGCCGGUGGUCACGGAAGCCGGCUCCGAUGAUGUGCCAGCAGCCCUGAGGCUCCGGGAUGCUGCUCAACAAGUCAUGCCUGGUCAUCCCAGGAAGCGACGGCGCUACAUGCCUGAGGAAGGUCUUCCAACCCUAACAGAGACCCAGGGCCUCGUGGGUGCACAGGACCCUGGGGCGACAGAGGAGGUUGCUUCCUCCUCCUCCUCCACGUCCUCCGCCUACUCCACCAAUGAGGAAGAGGUUUCUAUGGUUUCACCCACCCCGAGUCCCCUCCAGGGCCCUGAGCGUGCCUGCCCCUCCCCCACUGCCUCUGCCUCCGUGCCAUCCACACAAUCCGAUGGUGGCUCCGGCAGCACAGUGGAGGCGGGUCUGGGCACUUCACAGGUCCCUCCAGAAGGCAGAUCCUUUCCCAGUGUCGUGAUUAACGACAAGACAACUAAGCUGAUGGCCUUCCUGCUCCUCAAGUACCUUGCCGUGGAGCCGACCACGAGGGCGGAGAUGCUGGAGGUGCUGGGCCUGGAUCACCAGGAAUACUUCUCUCUGUUCUUCAGCUGCGUCUCCGAGUGCUUGCAGCUGGCCUUUGGCAUCGACAUGGAGGAAGUGGAUCCCAGUGACCACUCCUACAUCCUGGUCAUAGCCCUGGACAUCACCUACAGCGGGCAGCUGCACAAUGAGGAGACCCUGCCCAAGAGCAGCCUCCUGCUGUUGCUCCUGAGCAUUAUCUUCAUGGAGGGUGGCUCAGUCCCUGAGGAAAAGGUGUGGGAAAUGCUGGGUGUCUUAGGGAUAUUUCCCGGGAGGGAGCACUUCAUCUUCGGGGACCCCAGGGAGCUCAUCAUCGGGGUCUGGGUGCAGGAAAAGUACCUGGAGUACCACCAGGUUCCCGACAGCGAUCCCGCUCGCUUCCACCUGCUCUGGGGCCCCAGGGCCCACAUGGAGACCGACGCGGUGGAAGUCCUGGACUUUUUGGCCAAGGUCAAAGAUAGGACCGCUAAUGCCUGUCUUACCUGGUAUGAGGAGGCUGUGAGAGAUCAGGAAGGGCCAGGCCAGGCUAGCAUUGCCGCCGCAGAUGAUCCUGCCGCCGUGGCCGGUGCAAGUUCUAGUGGAACGUCCCCUGGCUUCUGCCCUGAGUGA